Molecule: messenger RNA, 1197 nt
Organism: Coccidioides immitis RS
Lineage: Eukaryota; Fungi; Ascomycota; Eurotiomycetes; Onygenales; Onygenaceae
Product: phospholipase
Exons: 5
Coding region: 1-1197 (398 amino acids)
Biological process (GO): arachidonate metabolic process
Cellular component (GO): membrane
Molecular function (GO): ADP binding
Source: RefSeq, a predicted model, not a curated record
AUGCGUACCCCUGCACCUCUCGAACAGGAUAUUCCAGAAGAAGCAGCACAGAGUGACGAUAAGGGCAAGAUACAAGCGCGGUUCGACUCUGAUGAGCUGGAGCAAGCUGUGAAAGAGGUUGUCAAAGCACAGGGAGUUCCCGAAGAUGCGCUGCUAAAGAAUGGCUCGGAAAUGGCAUGCAAAGUGUGUGUAUGCGCGACGAGUGCAGAAACCAGCGAGACUGUAUGUCUCACAAGCUACAAACACCCACGCGGCCACAACGACCUCCUGAACAGUGUCAAGUGGGAAGCAUGCCGUGCAACGUCAGCAGCAUCGUCCUUCUUCAGCCCGAUUGCGAUCGGCCCGUAUAAGGAAGGGUUUGUGGACGGGGCGACGGGCGCGAACAAUCCAGUUGUGGAAGACGUGUUUAAGCUGAUGCAGGCAUGUGCGGGCAACCUAGCGAGCCGAGAAUACAUUGGAGAAUACCAGACAAACUUUAGCUUUGAAGGCGUUCCCCUAGUGAAAACAUUUGUGGAGAGACCCGGCGAGAUGGCAGAGCUCGAACGAGUACUUCUGCCGCAGAGGCAGAACAUGCGACAGAAGAUCUUUGUACUCCAUGGACUCGGCGGCAUAGGCAAGACACAGCUUGCUGUCGAGUUCACACGGCGACACCGUCGCAAGUUCAGUUCGGUGUUUUGGCUCGACGGAAGCGAUAAAGUCAGCCUUAAGCUAAGCAUUGCAAGAUGCGCCCGUAGGAUUCCUGCGAGCCAAAUCUCAGAUGCGAGCAGAACAUACUCCAUGAACUCUACGGGCAAUAUUGACAAGGUAGUGAGGGAAACAAUGGACUGGCUUGCGCAACCGGACAACACUGAGUGGCUGGUGGUGUUUGACAAUGUUGAUCGAGACUAUAGCUCGCACGCCGCAGACCCGCUUGCAUAUAAUGUCCAACAGUACUGCUCUGGCGCGGACCAUGGGUCCGUCCUGACCACGACCAGACUAGCGUCGCUAGAGCAGCUGGGCGGUUCGCAGCAGGUCAACAAGAUAGAUAGAGAUCAGGCGCAGGAAAUCUUAGAGAGCUGGUAUAGAAAAGAGCUCGACCCGGUCGAAAGCGAGCGUCUGUAUAGUGCGCGCAACAGCUGGCCAGAUAAAUUGCACAAAGCCUGCUCAAUGUGUAAUCUGUCAUCUCCACUUCUUCUUCUGCAGCACACGCGAUUGUAA